Molecule: messenger RNA, 609 nt
Organism: Fibroporia radiculosa
Lineage: Eukaryota; Fungi; Basidiomycota; Agaricomycetes; Polyporales; Fibroporiaceae
Exons: 4
Coding region: 1-609 (202 amino acids)
Source: RefSeq, a predicted model, not a curated record
AUGGCUCCGCAGCUCAUCAAUGAACCUCCUCCUCGUCGCUCUAUCUCUCUGCAGCAAGCAAUGAAACUGCAAAACGAGGAUAGGGCAUUUGAAACCGCCAAGAAGUGCCUACGUGCACUGUCAAAAAAAUUUCUAGAUGUCCAUGUCCCAUAUACGCAACAAGACCCCGAAAGAUGGGAUAUAUUCGUGCAGAAGGCUAUCAAUCGCUAUCCGUUAUUCAAGAAAUAUAAGGAUGCAUGGCCGAUCAAAUGGUAUAUGAUCAAGCACCUGGGACACACCGCGUAUGUAUCCCGACAGCAAACCAAGUUUGGACAAGGGGGCAGAGGACAAGUUGCCAAUAAUCCAGAGUCAGACAACCCAGAUGCAACGAUGGGCGAGUCAGACCUUAAAGGAAGCACAGUUCUCCCUUUAGGAGAUCAAGUGGACCCUGUGUCUGCAACCUCAGGACUGGCUGCGACUGACCCCAGGGUUGAAGGUUUGACAGGUCAAACAUCCACGGGAGGGAACGGGGAUGUCCAAACCAGCAACAUUGACAUAGUGAGUCUCAAUGAUAUAUUAUAUCACAUGAACAUCUCUGGUCUAGGUCUUGAUGAUGCUGUUGAUAGCUAG